Messenger RNA from Rotaria sp. Silwood1, 237 nucleotides. The record is from the annotation of a GenBank genome assembly. NCBI's taxonomy places the organism in Eukaryota, Metazoa, Rotifera, Eurotatoria, Philodinida, Philodinidae.
AUGAAAUUAACAACAAUUCUUGCCGUACUCUUCUCUUGUUUGGUUUUAUUUGCUUCAAUUGGUUAUACCAAUAGCAACGUUAUUAAAAACAAACCUGCAAAAGCUCGUCAUGAUCCUUUUGUCAAAUCACGAAACAAUUUUGUACCUCGUCAUCAUAAUUUAAAUAAACAUGGUCGCCGUCAAUCUGCAGUAGAAGCAAUUAUGGAAUCAAUUAAACAACGACGAAAUCAUCUUUAG